GAACAACAUUCUUACAGCUUCUAAGAGCGCACCGGGAACGCACGGACAGGACUGAACCAGGUCUAACCCAGGACUAAACAGGGCCUAAACCAGGACUAAACCAGAGCUAAACCCGUGCUAAACCAGGACUAAACCCGGACCAAAGAGGGAUACAACGUUUAAAAGCUGAAUCAAGACAGAACCAGGACAAAACUGGGAGCAACAUUUACGCAACAAGGAUCGGCGCGCGAACAUGUUGGACGUAAGGACGCACGCAAAUAUUUAUCAUUUUAGAAUAUAGAUUUUGUAUUUAAUUAAUCAGAAAUGGAAUCGGAAAGCGCAAUGAUGCUGCAGCUCGCAUCAGAGGCUUUUCAGGCGCAGAACUUUGACUUAGCGGCGGAGAUAUACGAGUGCCAGGCAGCGGGAGCCCGGGACGCACGGAGCCGGCAGGAGUUAAUGGUGAGACGGGCAGACGCGCUUUCCUUCGCAGGGAAAUUUACCGAAGCGUUCAGCGUUUACCAACAAGCCGCGGAGGUGGAGAGGUUGAGACCCGCGCACCUAGACCGCCUCAUAGACUGUCUGGCGGAGGGCAUCCGGAGACAGGACCACACCUCCAGAUCCAGAGGGGAGACAGUGGUGGAGGAAAGCUCAGCAAGGAUGGCUGAUGUCUCAUGCCCCCUCUGCCUCAGUUUUUUAUUCGAACCGGUAACCCUUCUGUGCGGGCACAGCUUUUGUAAGAGGUGCUUGGAGAGAGAGCACCCUCUGCAGUGUGUGAAGUGCCAGGACAGUGCCGGGGUGAUGGAGGGGGGGUACCGGAUGAACGUGGUGCUAUCGGGGGUCCUGUCCAAACUCUACCCAGGACGAGAGCUUGUUGUCAAGCUGCGGAGAGAGGGAAACACCCUUUAUGUGGAGAGGAGGGUGGAGGAGGCGCUCGAGAAGUACAACCAGGCCAUAUGCAUCGCUCCAGACCAUCUCCUCUUCAGUAAUCGUUCUCUGAUUCUCUCGGCUCUGAAACAUCUGGACCAAGCUCUGAGUGAUGCAACCACAGCAGUCUCACUCAAACCACAGUGGGCCAAGGGUCACAUGCGUAAGGCUCAGGUCCUGUUGCACCUCGGUCGCCCAGAAGAGGCGCUCAGGGACUAUCUGUUUUGUCUGAGUUUGGAUCCGGACUUCAGACCGGCCCGAACUGAGGCCCAGAAGCUAUUGAGUGAGAUCUUGGCUCCAGUCUCAGGCCAAGUCUCAGAUCAGGUCUUGGACUACAGCGGGAUCCUAACCUCCAGAAUGCUGCUGAAGACCUCCACUGCUCUGCACCAAUGCGACUCUGCUGACCUGUGGGCAUAUCCUGUGAAGUCGGACAGGUCAAAGGUCAAAGGUCAUGUGGAGGAGGGGGUCCUCAAACGUAAGCGCCACAUUUCCGAUGAAGAAGAAGACACAGAGGAGACAAAGAGAGCAAAGACGGAAGGUGUGAGUCCAAUUGCCGUGGGAACGCUUGACCCAACAGACGUGGAAUGCUCUCUCUGUAUGAGGUUGUUCUUUGAACCGGUCACCACUCCAUGUGGUCACACUUUCUGUCUGCAGUGUCUGGAGAGAUGUUUGGACCAUAACCCCAAAUGUCCACUGUGCAAAGAGGAGCUGUCCGAGUUCCUGGAGCGGAGACAGUUUUGUAGGACUGUUCUGCUUGAGAAGCUGAUCUCCAAACAUCUGCCUUCAGAGCUCACAGAGAGACAGAGGGUCCACCAAGAGGAGAUGGACGAGCUCUCCAAUCUGAAUAAAAAUGUUCCAAUCUUUGUGUGCACCAUGGCGUUCCCAACCGUUCCGUGUCCGCUGCAUAUAUUUGAGCCGUGUUACAGACUCAUGAUCCGACGCUGUAUGGAGACGGGCACCAACCGCUUCGGCAUGUGCAUUGGAGACCAGUUUAAAGGGUUUGCCGACUUUGGGUGCCUUCUGGAGAUCCGGGAUGUGAACUUCUUCUCUGAUGGACGUUCUGUGGUGGACACCAUUGGACGGAGACGCUUCAGAGUCCUGCAGCACCAGGAGAGGGACGGGUACAACACAGCUGAUAUAGAGUACCUUGAGGAUGUUAAGGUGGAGGGUGCUGCAGAGUUGGAAUUGCAGAGGCUCCAUGACUCUGUGUAUGAGCUGGGUCUGCUCUGGGUGAACUCUUUGAGACCUGAGCAGAAGCAGAGGAUUGAGGGGCACUUCGGAUCGAUGCCUCCCAAAGAGCCAGAGAUACAGUCAAGUCCGAAUGGUCCGUCCUGGUGCUGGUGGCUUUUGGCUGUGCUGCCAUUAGAAGGCCGUGCUCAGCUCCCAUUUCUGGCCCUAACGUCUCUGAAGGAUCGGCUCUCGGGGCUCCGCAAAGUCCUGCUGUUUAUGUCACAGAGCCGAAAUGCACACCGAUGAACUGUCCCAGAACAAACUAGACCAGAGACACACAAAGUCCUCUUCGACAUGUCCCAGAGUAGAGACUUGCAAUCACUACAUAUGAUCAUUAGGGCUGUAGUGGACUAAAGACAUGUCCUGCCAAUUGAUUAGUCGACUAAAAUGGGGGCAUGGCAAAAGCUCUCAAAAUUAUUCUCUAUCUACUCUGUCUCUAUGUAUCUGACCAAAACUGCACUCACAAGACUACAUCUGCACGGGAGUUCAUGCAAAAACUACUAUUUAAUCAGAAAGAAAGUACUAGGAAACAAUGUAUUUGUAUAAAGACAGAUUCAACUUGUGAAUCGUGAUUUUAUUCUACCUUUUUACAAUACCAAAAAAAUACAAAAUCUUCAGCUAACUCAUUCACUCGUGUCUCUUUUCUUCUGCUGUCCCAUAUAAAUCCUUAUCAUCCUUAUAUAAAUAAAAUUAUUAGUCAACCAAUACAAAUUUUAGUGGACUAAUGCUCCAGUGACCAAUUAAUGAAUUUAACGAAUAAACGACUACAGCCCUUGUGAUCAGCUGUGUACUGGGCCAAGGUGGGAGAAGACCCAGAAACUAUACUCAAGUAAAAGUACUGUUACUUCAAAAAUACUAUUGCUUAAAUAGAAGUAUAAAAUAGUUGUCCAAGAAAUGACAAGUAAUCGUAACUGGGAUAUAGGAGGGUGGGAGGGCAUCUGACACACAGGGACAUAGAAGGGUGGAAAUGUGAUAGGAGGACCCCAUCCAAUACAAGGACUAAACCAGGACUAAGCUAGGGCUAAACCAGGACUAGGCCAGGACUAUAAACCGGACUAAAACUAAGUCUACAUCAGGACUAAACCAAGACUUAAGUGUGAACACAACCACAGUGGGAAAAGUAGCCAAGACUUGUACAGAAGUGAGACAAACCUUACUUAGUUAGAGUACUGUUACACUGUACAAUAUAUUGCUCUAGUAGUAGUAUCUGAAAACUACUAGUAUUAUUUUAGUAAAGUUACUCAAGUAAAUGAGUACUCCCCACCUCUAUCCCAGGGCAGACACGGCUCCACACAAUAAACCUCAUCAUGUUUUUUCCAUCAACGCACAAAAAAACUAGAACAUUUUUCACUUUCACUGAAUCCUAAAGUCUUCCACGUUUAAAGUAAAACUACCUGAUAUUACACCUGUCGAAGUUUUAAGAUCAAACUGUAGAACUAUCCUCAAGAAAUUUCCAAAAGUCAAACCCAGUAAUUUUUAUUUUUUUUCCUGAUUAUUUUAUAUUAGUGACAAGGUCCAUGGGAGGGCAUCUGACCCACAGAGGUACAGGAGGAUGGGAGGGCAUCUGACACACAGGGACAUAUAAGGAUGGGAGGGCAUCUGACACAGUUGGAAAUCAGGUAGUUCAACUUUACUAUUAAUUUUCUAAACUUCUUGUAACUAAAUAUUGUGGCAAUCUUUUUUACGAGACCAAAUUUUCAAAACUAGUUGUUUGAUAGAUUAAUUUAUUCUUAGAAAUUUAGUUACAUUAAAGAGGGGGUAUUAUGGCAAAAAUCGAUUUUCUUCCCUAUUCGAAUCCUCCUUACAAUUAGCAGUCUGAGUCUGUACAAGACUCUGCCACUAUCCUUCAUCACCCAUGCUCCCACACCACAGUUCUCCAUAAAUAUACAAAAGCAUAAUACAAAACUGUAGACAGCAACUUGACAAAGCUGGUGCCAUGUGCCAUAGUUUCAUUAGCGGGAAGCACACUGAUUGUGUUGUGAUAUGUUGUGUUUGAUAUGUUUUGGGUUAGUAGUAAUACUCCAUAGAAGUAAAAUACCCCCUCUUUAAAAAAAAAAUCUAAAAUGUCUUCCCUUUUUUCUAACUUAAAAUUCACGUUUUCAUUUGUAUGUUUUGAAUUUGUAUUUAUUUUUCGGGUUAUUUAUGUAAAAAUAUUGUUUACAUU
Messenger RNA from Periophthalmus magnuspinnatus, 4297 nucleotides. Its product is annotated as LON peptidase N-terminal domain and RING finger protein 3-like. NCBI's taxonomy places the organism in Eukaryota, Metazoa, Chordata, Actinopteri, Gobiiformes, Gobiidae. The transcript has 13 exons. Gene Ontology annotation, molecular function: protein binding. Bases 304 to 2379 code for a protein of 691 amino acids. The record is from RefSeq and is a predicted model, not a curated record.